CAAAAGAGCUUUCGCACGUUUAACUGGUUUAGAGCAGCUUUAAUAAUCUGCAGCGCAGAAGAUCUUCCCUCCUAGCCACACUAGACAGGUCAUCGCGCACAAUGUUUGGGAGCGAAGUUAUUCAAGCAAUAAAUCCUGCGAAUUUAGCUAGCACUGAAAAAAAUACAGAAGAAUAUAUAUUUGCGGUUGGUACUUACAAACUUCUUGCUUUUGCCAUCGGAACAAUCGGAGUCUUCGGAUUUUGCAUUAAUAUGAUUGUCAUCGUGCUGUACUACAGAUUCAAGAUACUCCGGACGCCCACAAAUUUGUUAAUAGUAACCAUUAGUAUAAGUGACGUGUUGGUGUCUGUCAUUGGAAUCAACUUUACGUUUGUUUCGUGCAUCAAAGGCGGAUGGGUCUGGAACUCGGCAACAUGCAUCUGGGACGGAUUCAGCAACAGUUUAUUUGGCAUCGUGUCCAUCAUGAGUCUCUCUGCCCUGGCCUAUGAGCGCUACAUCCGGGUGGUCCAUGCUAAGGUGGUGGACUUCCCCUGGGCCUGGAGGUGCAUCACUUACAUCUGGCUCUACUCCCUGGUCUGGACAGGGGCUCCUCUCCUGGGGUGGAACCGCUACACUCUGGAGAUCCACCAGUUAGGCUGCUCUCUGGACUGGACUUCCAAGGACCCUAACGAUUGCUCCUUCGUCCUCUUCUUUCUCCUGGCCUGCUUCUUCGUACCAGUGGGCAUUAUGAUCUACUGCUACGGGAACAUUCUUUACACAGUGCAAAUGCUCCGCUCCAUCCAGGACCUUCAGACAGUGCAGAUUAUUAAGAUCCUGCGCUACGAGAAAAAAGUGGCCGUCAUGUUCCUCUUGAUGAUCUCCUGUUUCCUGGUGUGCUGGACGCCCUACGCCGUGGUGUCCAUGAUGGAAGCCUUUGGCAGGAAGAGCAUGGUCACCCCUGCUGUCGCCAUCAUCCCCUCCUUCUUCGCCAAGUCCAGCACGGCCUAUAACCCUCUCAUCUACAUCUCCAUGAGCAGAAAGUUCCGGCGCUGCUUGCUGCAGCUGUUGUGCUCCCGGCUCUCGUGGAUUCAGCACAGCGUCAAGAACCGCCCCCUGGCCCGGAGCAUCGAGCGGCCCAUCCGCCCAAUCUUCAUGUCCCACAGAGGAGAUGGGGAACGACCAAAGAAGAGGGUGACCUUCAGCUCCUCCUCCAUCAUCUUCAUCAUCGCCAACAACGACAUUCACCACCUGGACACCACCUCCAAGAGCGGCCGUAUGUUGUCAGAGGUCAUCCAGGUGCGGCCGCUGUGACAGAGCAUUAUCGGUAUUGCAGUACGUCAUGCUACACCCAGGCCACCAUGGGGACUAAUCACCUCCAUCUAACACCUGUUCCUCUGUAUACCUCAGGACUUCCUCUCAUGAUGCAGUAAACCCGGAGGUGUUUCCUCUCAAAAGCCAAAACACCUUUUUGACCCAAGACUACUGGAAGUGUUUAAUGUCCUGUUCUCAGACUGUCUCGCCAGGAAACACUUUUUCUACCAACAGUUGUGGUAAACAAAUGAUGUAGCUGUGAAUUUGUGACGUAUCUCUCUUAACUUGUACCCUGUUAUUUUCAACAGCGCCUAUGUAAUCGUGUCAGCCAGCCUUCGACAUAGUCUCAUCCUGAGUUUAGUGUUUUUGAACAGGACCUCCUGUGCGAUGCCGGAGGCUAGCAGUGUUAAUGGAUCACUGAUUGGCUGAGGAAGUGAUGUUGAUAAUUAUUAUUUCCCUGGUUGGCAGCAGUGCAGUGCAGUGCAGCAGUGCUGAAUGACUGAUGGGAAAAGCCUUACAAUAUUGCAGCAGCACAUUCUGCACAAUACUCUCUCUGCCUUUAUUGUAUCUGGAUGUGAGAAAGAAAUCAUAUUUUAAGAAAGCCACAAAUGAGAUGUAUUUAAAAAAAAAAAUCUUCCUAAUUUAAUUGUCACCAUACUCGCUAGCGUGAUAAGUGCAAUCACUGUGAAAUUACAUUUCGUGGAAUUAUUUAUGUCGAAUAAUAUGAAUGUAACUAAAGAGGGAGGAGAUUGUGGUCAAGAUCAGACUGGUUCCACAGGCAGCAGUGAUAAGAAACUCCAGCGGCUCCAGGUUGCAGACAGAGAUCCCUUCAUAAGCCUCCCGAGUCGUCCCUUAUGAGUAGAGUUGAUGAGGAGAUGAUCUUAUUCAGCUCUAUAUAGGCACCAUGUCAUCAUAUAUGUACAUCUGUGGUGACCUGAGACUGUCGUAAGAGCAAGCCAUUCAUAAGCCUAGCUAGUAGCUACCACUUUGAGCUUGACAUUUACAGUAGAAUUAUAGGCCUGGUUUAUCCCACAGAAAACAUUUUUUCAUAAAAAUGUGUGCGCCUUAGAUGUUUGUCCUUUUUCACUCAAAACAUGUUAUGCUGUGUGAAGGACUCCAUGAUUAAGAAGUGAGCAAGUGUGAAAGAGCUCAAAUUCAUUAAUUCAUCAAACAGGUUUUGCAAGCCAUAACUCCGCCACAAGCAACUGCAAAUUCAUUAAUUCAAUAACACUCACAUCAAGGCAAAUUGUAUU
Molecule: messenger RNA, 2542 nt
Organism: Oncorhynchus masou masou (cherry salmon)
Lineage: Eukaryota; Metazoa; Chordata; Actinopteri; Salmoniformes; Salmonidae
Product: opsin-3-like
Exons: 4
Coding region: 102-1289 (395 amino acids)
Biological process (GO): G protein-coupled receptor signaling pathway; visual perception; cellular response to light stimulus
Cellular component (GO): photoreceptor outer segment; plasma membrane
Molecular function (GO): G protein-coupled photoreceptor activity
Source: RefSeq, a predicted model, not a curated record